UUCUACUUGGGGCAGACACGUGAACAACGUGAAAAAUGCCAGUAGAUACGAAGCGUGUUCGCGGUCCGGAGGAGUCUCAGUCUCCGCUGUUAUUUCUAUCUCCUACCACGCAAACGUGUGAAGUCCGCAGCAGGCCGGGCAAUCGCGGAAAAGGGGACGUUCGGCCGCUGUUCGCGCGCUGUGGUCUGGUGAGCCAGGCGAAGGGCUCUGCCUACAUCGAGGCCGGCAACACAAAGAUCAUCUGUUCUGUGUACGGGCCACGAGAGACCGAGCGGAAAGACGAAACCGACAUGAAAAGCGGUCGCCUUGUGUGCGACGUGAGGCUCGCUCCGUUCUCCUUCUUGAAAAGGGGCGCGUGGAUCCAAGGCAGCGAGGAGAAGGACCUGUCCUUGGCGCUGUCAGAGAGCAUGCAGCCCGGCGUGUGCCUGCACCGGUACCCGCGCUCCCAGAUAGAAGUGAACGUAAUGGUGUUGGAGAACGACGGUUCUGUUCUGGCACACGCCGUGACCUGCGCUUCCAUGGCGCUGGCGGACGCCGGCAUCGAGAUGUACGACGUGGUGCUGGGCUGCGCGCUGCGUCAGGAUGGAAACUCGUGCCUCCUGGACCCGGACUUCUCUGAGGAAAGAGGGAGCUGGCAGGCGGGCUAUGGUGAGAAUCAGGGCCGCGUUACCGUCGCACUCCUGCCCAACCUCAAUCAAGUAUCGGGCCUGCACGCGGACGGGGAGAUGCGCGAAGAGACACUAACCGCGGCCGUGAGGACGUGCAUGGAUGGGUGUCAUAAGCUGUAUCCAGUGGUGCAGCAGGCCAUACUACGGGCUGUUAAGAGAAAAGCGCCACCUCCCGAAAAAUAAGACUUGGAGGUCGUGUUGUUGUAGGCUAUAUUAAUUUCCUUUCAGCGAAUUUGUUUCUGAAUGUUUUUGCAGUAUGUUGGAGCUCUGCUCGCAAUAAAUAGGAAAACCGACGA
Colossoma macropomum (tambaqui) is the source of this 964-nucleotide messenger RNA. It is a transcript of the gene exosc6, whose product is annotated as exosome component 6. Gene Ontology annotation, cellular component: cytoplasmic exosome (RNase complex); nuclear exosome (RNase complex); nucleolus. The coding region runs from base 36 to 851 and encodes 271 amino acids. Lineage: Eukaryota; Metazoa; Chordata; Actinopteri; Characiformes; Serrasalmidae. Gene Ontology annotation, biological process: nuclear mRNA surveillance; rRNA catabolic process; U4 snRNA 3'-end processing. The record is from RefSeq and is a predicted model, not a curated record. The transcript has a single exon.